UUUUUUUUUUGCAGAAUGCUCCCUUGUACAUUUUCCUCUUUUCCAUUCCGUUCGUGGCAAAAAGAUAAAAAAAAUAAAAAAAGGUGGAAUCAGAUUCAGUUACCACUCAUAGACCGCGGCUCGCCUCCCCUCCACCGUCCCUUGCAUUUCUUCGCCGAUUCCUCCUCGUCGCCCUCCCCCCUCCCCUGGCGACCUACCACCGCCGCCCAGCCACCGCCGUGCCCUAGCCCGGCCUCGCCGCCGCCGGCCUCGCUCCCCAUACCCCUCCCCGCCUCCGCCUCCCACGCGUCUCCGUCGCCUCCUCCGCCUCCCACGCGCGGCCGCGUCCCGCAUCGCCGCGACCCCGUCCGAUCCCGAGCUUGUUUGAGCAUCCGUUCGUACAGUAUGUCGGAGAAGCCAUCUGAUGAUACUACUGGCCAGGUGAGGCCUGAAGGAGAUGUUUCUGAUGUGAAAGUGGAAACUGCCAACCAGGAUAAAGGAAAUGAGAUGCCAUCAGCACAGCAAGAGGAAGCAGUAAUCAAGAAAAAGUAUGGAGGAGUACUGCCCAAAAAGUCACCACUCAUAUCCAAGGACCAUGAGCGAGCUUACUUUGAUUCUGCUGAUUGGGCUCUGGGAAAGCAAGGAGGACAUCCUCAAAAGCCUAAAGGGCCCCUUGAAGCACUUCGGCCGAAAUUACAGCCUACCCAGCAGCAAGCCCGUUCACGACGGUUCCUUCAUGCAUCUACUGACAGCGACGAGGGUGCCAACUCGCCUACGGAGGCUACGACCCCGAACCAGGAGUCCACCCUGAGCCAGGAGUCCACCGAGGAGGCCAAGGCCGCCGAGAACAAGGAAUCCACCGAGUAGCUCCCAUGCCUUUUUUGAACGGAACUCUGCCAUUUGCUGCGCCCAUGCCGUCUCGUUGCUCUAGUAAUAAGUAUUCCGGACGUCGUGUAACGCCUGCUGAAUUUUGAACUGAAGUGUCGCAGACAUGCUGUUAUCCACCGCGCUAUGCCAUUCCAUGGCUGUUGAUGCCUGUAACAGUUCGGUAUGGGAUCGGGAACAUUAUGAUGAUGUCGCACCGAGUGUCGUCCGAGUCGGACUCGGACAGAAUAAAAGCGUGAGAGCCUGAAAUUUAUGCUGGUA
Messenger RNA from Aegilops tauschii subsp. strangulata, 1125 nucleotides. RefSeq lists its product as uncharacterized. Gene Ontology annotation, cellular component: cytoplasm. Lineage: Eukaryota; Viridiplantae; Streptophyta; Magnoliopsida; Poales; Poaceae. Gene Ontology annotation, molecular function: protein phosphatase inhibitor activity. The record is from RefSeq and is a predicted model, not a curated record.